Molecule: messenger RNA, 1426 nt
Organism: Eriocheir sinensis (Chinese mitten crab)
Lineage: Eukaryota; Metazoa; Arthropoda; Malacostraca; Decapoda; Varunidae
Exons: 4
Coding region: 150-1367 (405 amino acids)
Source: RefSeq, a predicted model, not a curated record
ACGAGGCCCCCGCCCGCUUGGCCAGGCAGGACAGACCAGCUGGCUGGCCUUGGCUGGCACCUAUGCUUCGGGUAUAAAAGCCUGAUCAAGACUCACCAGGGCGCAGUUCGAAUUGUUCUCCUCGUCCCCGUCCACUUCGUCAGCGCAUCAUGAGGGUUCUGAUUUUCUUGGCAGUGCUGGGCGUCUGCUCGGCUUUACCAUUCAUCCCUGACGACCCUGAAGUGGCGGCUGAAAAGGCGAGGUUCUUCAGGACCUUCAAGAUCAUCGAGGGCGCGUCGAGGCCCAAGGGAAGCGGAUUCUCCCUCCAGCCAGCCAUUCCCCAGCACCUCUUCACGCAGCCUCGCCCUCAGCCCAAGUGGACGGGGCCCCUCGCCUCCAAAGUCCCCGCCAGCCUGCCCGGGUCCACUCCCUUCGUGGAACCCACUCCUGAUGUGAACAACGCCCGCGCUCACUUCUUCAACACCUAUAAGGCGCAGGUUGCUGCCACCAUGCCCCGCCCCGGCUCUCCCGCUUACUAUUACUCCCCUGACCCGGCCCCCGCCUACUCCGGUGAGCCCGUUAAGAAAUGGACGGGUCCCCUCGCGUCUGCCGUCCCUGCUAGUGUCCCAGGCUCUUCCCCCGUGGUCUUCGACACCCCCGAGGUGGCUAGCGCUAAGGCCAGCUUCCUGAACACCUACAAGCGUCAGGUCGCGGCGGUCGUCCCCAAGAUGUACUUCGCUGCGAGCGGAGAGGAGGUUGUGGGUGUAUAUAACGCGGGCCCGAGGCAGGUCGGCACAGUCUGGCUUCAGCCCCACCCAUUCACCCACCGCACUCACGCCGCCGAGAUGAGGACUUUGGUCGUGUUGGCAGUGAUGAUGGCGGUCUCCGCCCGUCAGGCCUCCGCCAGCCCCGGGUACGGCUAUGGUCAGGGGCACGGCUACGGCUACGGUCAGCCCCGCUACGUGGGUCCGCUGGCCUCCAGCGUCCCUGCCGGCAUUGGUGGCAAGAUCAUUCCCGUCUCGGACACGUACGAGGUGGCUGCCGCCCGCGAACAAUUCGCUCGGGCUUACAAGGAUCAACUCAACACCAUUUACGCCAUCCGUGCCAGUCGCUACGGCAGCCCUAGCUAUGGCUACGGGGCGCCAGCCUCCUACGGAUCCGUGGGCCCCAAGCACGUGUCCCAUGUCGCCUACAGUCCUGCCGUGCACGUGCCCCACGCUGGCUACGGCGCCUCCUCCUACGGUUACCACGGCGUGCCCACGCAAGUGCACGACACUCCCGAAGUAGCGGCCGCCAAGGCCGAGUUCUUCCGCCUCUACAACAAGCAGGCCGCCGCCGCCGCCGCCGCCCCCGACGACUACGCAUACAAAAGCUACAAACACUACUGAGACACACUGUUGUUUACCUGUGUAACGUGGACUAUGUAUCAAAGCUGUGACAUAAGAAA